AUGGACGUUCCGAGUCCCGCAGUUACUCCCUUUAAGUACGUUCUCAUCCCUGCCGAUGAUGCCAAAACACCAAGCGAGGUAUCUUUUCCAGGUGGCAGCGAUGAGGAGUUUCGUGCUUCAAUACAGCAGUAUUUUCGAAAAUUACUUCUCUCGCAGGAUCAAAAGAAUGAAAUGGCUAAACACCUUAUGGAGAAGGCAAAAGAAAAUGAUAAACGUGAAGGUGACAAAACAAAUACAAAUAUUACAAGUGAACAACAGAACGGGAUGAUUGCAGAUUAUCUUGAGCAAACGUCAUUUGAAAUUGUUCCAAUUCUUAUGCCAGGACGUGAGAAUAAAUUUAUUGGUACUUCAUUGUACAUUGAUGACAGUGGUCGUUUUAAAGACCUCGCACUAAACUCUCGCGCGAGCAAGAUUGCCCAACGCGAUAUCCGAGGUGAUGCCUUUCUUUUACGCAACCAUGACGACCCUGCGCUUGACGAGUGGAGUCGCGUGGAUUGUACACUUAACAAUUAUGAGGACCUCUACAUAAACCCCCCUAAAACACAGUAUGAUGCAUCCAAUCGAGCCCAAAUGGCUUCCGCAGCAUUGGCGAGGGAAAGCGAUACGAAGCGAAUCAGUGAGGAGGAUGUCGAGAAGGCAAAGAAGGCAAAAGAAGAUGGUAAUGUUUUUUUCGCCGCUGGUGAUCUCAAAGCCGCAGUACAGGCCUACAGCGAUUGCAUUGAGCUUACCGAAGGACGCAGAGAUUUACUGCCCAAUGAAAUGGAGGCAACCAAUCUUCGUUUGUCUGCGCUACUAAACCGUAGCCUAUGUUUACAUCGCCUUGGUAAAAAUGACGAAGCGGCCAAAGACGCCCGAACAGCAAUUCACCUCGAUAACAAUAAUGUGAAAGCAUAUCACCGAUUGACUGUAGCGCUUUGCGGAAGUCGAGACUACGACGCAGCUACGGAAGCACUACAUGAUUACGAACGUCUUGGUGGAGAAACAAGUGAUACAGCAAGUAUUCGUCAGGCUAUUGUAGAGGGGCGAAAACAACUUAACCAAGAACAAAAAAAGAAGUAUUCGAAGCUUUUCGCGUAA
Molecule: messenger RNA, 1077 nt
Organism: Trypanosoma theileri
Lineage: Eukaryota; Euglenozoa; Kinetoplastea; Trypanosomatida; Trypanosomatidae
Product: malate dehydrogenase (quinone)
Exons: 1
Coding region: 1-1077 (358 amino acids)
Molecular function (GO): protein binding
Source: RefSeq, a predicted model, not a curated record